This is a messenger RNA of Cyclocybe aegerita, 1482 nucleotides long. The record is from the annotation of a GenBank genome assembly. NCBI's taxonomy places the organism in Eukaryota, Fungi, Basidiomycota, Agaricomycetes, Agaricales, Hemipholiotaceae.
AUGUCUUCGUCCUUUAACCCAGUUCCUUCUCCUUCGGCUGGCCCCACGUCAGCAAUUUUGACGUUCUCCUUCUCUUCCAGCGGCCGUAUCUUUUUCUCCACGCCUACUCCGUCAGCCACUCUCACCGAACUCCCGAGCGUCGUGGCCGUCAUUGGAGUGACUUUUAUAUCAAGUGUGACACCGUACUCGAGCGACCAACCCGCUCCUACGACCAGCGAACCAUCCAAUGCAUCGGCUAGCCAGAGCACCUCAGGCCUCAACACUGGAGAAACCAUCGCGAUCGUAGUGGUGGCGGCCAUGCUCGUUCUUGCCGUGGCGACUGUCGUCGCAUUCAAAGUUGUCCGCCGCCGCCAACUGCAGAAAAAUAGUCGGUCAGGAUACGAUCAAGGCUCAGAAAGCGGCCGUUCUAUCGAAUCCAGCGAGAAAUACAGUGAUGUCAAGGAUACGCCGUACACCGAGUCCCGGCGGUCGUUCAUAGAAACCCGCGGCAUCGCCCCGCUGCUCGACCCCCAGGCGCACUAUUCCCCCUUCGACAACGACCGUCGCAACUCGCAGACAGGCGACGCUGCGCCGUUACAUAGCUCUGAGUACGAGUCGGAGGGCGUGUGCCAAGAGCAUGCGGCCACGCUCGCCGAUGCAACGCCCCGUCCGCAGUCCACCGCAGGGACACAGCUAGAGACGGUCGCCUUGCACCCUCCAAGCGCCCCUUCGCGCACUGACGUGAAACUCCAACCUCUGAUCAUCCCGGAUAACAGGGCAUCCAUAGCUGCGACCUUUCCCACUAGGCGCCCGUCCCGGACCCGUCGUUCCGUUCGGAGCUCGAAGCACGCCUCACGGGCGCUUGAUGGAGGUUACGACUCCGACGACUCGGCCUCACUGUACUCGCAGGCCUCCGCGGGGACACAGCAGUCAGUGCGUUCGACGCUCGCCAUCUCAGCGUCCACCAUUCAAGCCUUCCCUCUUCCCAACGUUCCUAUCUCCUCUUCGCCAGCCCACACUCCCGAUGAGGACGGCAUCCUCCGCGGCUCUCCGCGAUCGCUCUUCGACCCCGUCCCUCUUCCACCAGCCGAUAGCACCGAAGAUGGCGUCGAACGGUCCGACACGCUCGUCGUCGCCAGCCUCCUCAAGUCGCGUACGAAGCACAUCUCCGCCAACCAGCCCUCUCGUUCGUCGAGCCUCGUUUCUCACAUCGAGCGUAACGGCUCCAUCAAACCUGCGAUUUCGCCCAUUGGGGAGGAGGGAGAGCGGGAGACGGCUCGCGAGAGGUACUUGAGGAUGAAGAAAGAACAGGCAGGGCCAGAGCAGUACAUUAUCGCACCGCCGAUGCACGCGACGAAAAGGACUCCAGCCCGUUCAUCGCGUCCUCCUUCGACACUGGCUCAACCAGCCGAGGAAGCACACGAAGAGCUUCCAGCUGUAAUCCCCGUCACGCCGACUCAGACUGCCCCACUAAGACCGAAGAGGAGCCCGGCACGACCAUGA